Molecule: messenger RNA, 3966 nt
Organism: Penicillium nucicola
Lineage: Eukaryota; Fungi; Ascomycota; Eurotiomycetes; Eurotiales; Aspergillaceae
Product: ABC transporter ATP-binding protein
Exons: 3
Coding region: 1-3966 (1321 amino acids)
Biological process (GO): transmembrane transport
Cellular component (GO): membrane
Molecular function (GO): ATP hydrolysis activity; ATP binding; ABC-type transporter activity
Source: RefSeq, a predicted model, not a curated record
AUGGGUGAACCAAAUGCAGCACCCAAGCGCACCUGGAGAGACAGGGCUGUCUUCUUCAGAUUGUUUGUCUAUGGCGAGCCUAGCAAGUCAGACAUCGCUCUACUGGUUCUGGCAGUUGUCUCAGCAAUCGCCUCGGGAGUCCCAUUCCCAAUCAUGUCAAUCGUCUUCGGUCAAUUGGUGGAUGAGAUGAACUCGACAACCUGCAACGCGAACAGCUCGAAUGGUGCAUCCUAUCAAGCGGCAAUCAACUCCAGAGUCCUGAUGAUUGUCUAUAUUGGAAUCGCCUACCUUUUCCUGGUCUACAUCUAUGUUUUCACGUGGAACAUUACGGGCGAAAGACUUGCUCAGCGUCUCCGUGAAAAGUAUUUCAAGGCUUUGCUCCGGCAGGAUGCGGCUUUCUUCGACAACCUUCCUGCUGGAGAGGCCUCCUCCAGAAUUUCGGGCGAUAUCACCACCGUGCAGCAGGGUACAUCUGAGAAGGUAGGCAUCAUGAUGAACUCUAUUGCCUUUUUUGUGACCGCCUAUAUUGUUGCCUUCAUCAAGGAUGCAAAGCUGGCUGGUAUGCUGGUCUCAUUGACUCCAGCAUAUCUGAUUAUGUCCCUGCUGGGAGGAUACUUCGUUCAAAAAUACUUUGGACGCGCACUGGAUAGUAUGACCAAGGCAUCUUCAGUGGCGUUGGAGGCAUUCUCGAAUACCAUGGUUGUUCAUGCUUUCUCGGCGAAUGUCAGACUGGAGGAGAAGUUUAUUGAACUUUUGAAUCCCGGCCGAGUUGCCGGCAUUCGGAAAUCUAUUGCAGCUGCUAGUCAGGCUGGUUUGCUUUAUUUUAUUGCAUUCUCGGCCAAUGCUUUGGCAUUCUGGCAGGGUUCGAGGCAGAUCGCCGAUUCGGUCGAGAAUGGUGGAAGUAUGACCGUUGGAGCCACAUAUACUGUCAUUUUCAUUCUGGUGGAUGCCUCCUUGAUUCUCAGUCAAGUUGCACCGUUCAUCCAAAGCUUCGACGCCGCUUCGGUCGCAUUCACCAAGCUACGUGCCGAUAUCGAUCACUCCUCCCUCAUCGACGGAACCGACGAGAAUUUUGGUGAAGUCUUGUCGGAAGUCAAGGGUGACAUUGAAUUGCGCAAUGUCUCGUUCGCGUUUCCCUCUCGCAAGGAUAAGCCAGUGCUCCAGGAUCUAUCUUUCUCUUGCCCUGCUGGCCAGCAAACUGCUAUCGUUGGCUUGUCUGGGAGUGGAAAAUCUACUGUCGCUGGAAUGGUGACUCGGUUCUAUGAUGCAAUCGAGGGAUCUGUAUUGUUGGACGGAGUUGAUGUGAAAACUUUGAAUGUUCGUGCUUUGAGAAGCAAUAUCAGCCUGGUGCAGCAGGAACCAUGCCUGCUUGACCGAUCCAUUUUUGAAAACAUUGCCUUAGGAUUGAUCAACUCCCCUACCCAUAGCCAUCUCAAACCAAUCCUGACAAGCACAACGUUAGCUGAGAUCGCACAGGCUGUAAGGGAUGGUCAAGGGAUUGUGCCCGCAUCUCUGGAACAUGGUGACCUUGCUCGCAAGAUCGUGGACUUGGUUGAAAAUGCCGCUUUGCUGGCUGAUGCCAAUGGAUUUAUCGAAAAGCUACAGGAAGGAUAUGGUACAAUGGUCGGUUCCAGUGGCAACUUGAUCAGCGGUGGGCAGAAGCAGCGUAUUUCUCUGGCGCGUGCUUUAGUCAAGGAUCCCCGAAUUCUCAUUCUCGAUGAAGCCACUGCUUCCUUGGAUUCUGCAACCGAAAUGCGCAUCCAACGAGCCAUUGAGACUGUUGCUGUCGGUCGCACUGUUAUCACUAUCGCCCACCGUUUAUCAACAAUCAAGAAUGCCGAUAAUAUUAUCGUCAUGAGGCAGGGAAAGCUCGUUGAGCAAGGUAGUCACUCUGACCUUUUGGCUCGCAAUGGUGCCUAUGCAGAGCUUGUCCGUCUACAGAAUCUCAAUGUUCACGGCGCGGGAGAAGGGUCUUCGACUCGGUCUGUUUCGCCAGUUGAUCAAAUCAACGAAAAGACUCAAGAAACAGAUAUCUCGGCUGUUGAUGAUCUUCCUGACAAUAACGAGAAGGCCGUUGUGGCCGAAGGCAAAGACUCCAAGCCUAAGGAGAAGGCCGGCGCCGUUUCAACUACUCGAUCGUUCUCUGCCACAGUCGGAUCUUUGGGCUCGAUGUUCCGUCCAUACACUUUUGUUCUGAUUCUCGCCGUAACAGGUGCUGUGGUCAUCGGAGGUACAUACUGUGGAUCGGCUGUGAUCUUUGGUAAUGUUGUCGGAAAGCUCAGUGGAUGUGAAGACCCGCAGAACAUCCGUGAUGCAGGUGAAUUCUUUGGUCUCAUGUUCUUUGUCCUGGCUAUUAUCGAAUUCUUUGCAAACUUCCUCAGUUGGUCUCUGUUCGGAUGGAUGGCAGAGAACAUCAUCUACAAAGUCCGAGUUCUCUCACUACGCUCCAUCCUUGAGCAAAAUCUUGCAUGGCACGAGUCUAAUGACCGCAACCCAUCACUUCUGCUUUCUUUGAUCACGACUGAUAGUAAUGCCCUCGGAGGUUUGACUGGCUCAGUUGUCUGCACAAUCCUCUCAAUUUGUGUCAACCUGGUCGCUGCGAUCAUCAUGACACACAUCAUUGCAUGGCGUAUCGCUUUGGUUUGUCUCGCUGUCAUUCCUUUAGUACUUGGAGCUGGAUGGAUGCGAGUCACCUCUCUCGCUUCAUUCCAAGAAAAGCAUCUGGAGGCCUUCGCCCGUUCCGUCGGUAUCACUGUCGAAGCGGUGAAUUCUAUUAAAACUGUCAUGUCUCUUUCACUUGAGCACGAAAUCAUGGGUACAUACCGUCGUUCACUAGCAGCUCCCAUGAAAGAGAUGACCCGUCAGAGUGCCUGGGUUAACCUCUGGCUCGCUAUUGGGUACGGCAUGAGCAACUUCCUUUAUGGUCUUGCAUACUGGUGGGGAGCGAAAAACAUCAUUGAGGGUCGCUAUACACAGACCCAAUUUUUCAUCGUCCAACUGGCUCUCCUCGUCAGCUCCCAGCUAUGGGGUCAAGUAUUUGCUCUUGCACCAGAUGUUGCGCGCGCCUUCCAGGCCACUCGCCGGCUACUGAAUCUACUGGAUCUGGGAUCCACAAAGAACCUAUCAAACCCUAUUGAAGGUCUCCAAAGGCUGCUUGGGAGUUCAACAGCUGAUAUUGAGGCUGCAGCCACUAUGCGCGAGAAGAUCGAUGACACCCGCAGCGGAACUAGCGUCUCAUUUAAGCACGUUCGCUUCACUUACCCUGCCAGACCCGAUACUCGUGUCCUCCAUGGACUAGACUUGAACAUCAAACCUGGUCAAUUUGCUGCAUUGGUUGGACCCAGUGGUGCCGGCAAGUCUACUAUCAUUUCCCUCGUUGAACGACUCUACACCCCCGAGUCAGGUAUCAUUGAAGUCGACGGAAAGGAUAUCGCCCACGGAGACAUCUCAUUCCGUGAUUCGAUUGCCUAUGUUCCACAACAGAGUGUGAUGUUCGAAGGAAGCAUUCGUUUCAAUCUCGCACUUGGCGCCCGGCCAGGUCACGACAUCUCACAAAGCGACAUGGAAGAAGCAUGCCGAUUGGCCAACAUCCAUGAGACAAUCAUGGAACUACCAGAAAGAUACGAUACGCCUUGCGGUCCCAACGGUGAUCGUCUCUCAGGUGGUCAGAAACAACGACUUGCGAUUGCCCGCGCAUUGAUUCGCAAGCCUAAAUUGCUCUUGCUUGAUGAAUCGACGAGUGCCCUAGAUGCAGAGUCUGAGCGUCUUUUGCAGGAUGGCUUGGAAAAAGCUACCAAGAAUAUGACGGUCAUUGCGAUCGCGCAUCGCCUGUACACGAUUCGCAAAGCUGACGUGAUUUUCUUGAUUGAAGAUGGGCGCUGUGUUGAGCAGGGUACACAUGCUCAGCUGGUUGAGCGCAGUGAGUCUUACCGGGUCAAUGCCUUGAACCAGGCUGUUGAUGGAUAG